Molecule: messenger RNA, 1344 nt
Organism: Gloeophyllum trabeum ATCC 11539
Lineage: Eukaryota; Fungi; Basidiomycota; Agaricomycetes; Gloeophyllales; Gloeophyllaceae
Exons: 9
Coding region: 1-1344 (447 amino acids)
Source: RefSeq, a predicted model, not a curated record
AUGAGUGCGACAACAGGGAGCGUUCCUACCGGUGGCGAGUCUCAAAUGUCUGGGCAGCUGCAGCCCUCCAGAGACGCGAGCGACACAGAGACUCACUUUGACCCAUAUUCUGUCAUUGAUCUCGGUAACGUUGCUCUCCUUCAGACGCAGCCCUCGCCCUCGAGUGUUCCUAUGAUUGGAGCAAGUCCGGUGACCCCUCCCUUCCUCGCUCAGCACGUAUCCGGGGGUUCAGCAACAACGCGUAACACCUCCGACACUGUCAAUAACGUGGAAACCGCGAAGGAGACCGGGACACUCGGGUCGUCUGGGGCUACACUCAGUGUUGCCCAUGUCAUGGAGUCCACACCGCCGGCAAGUGGUCGACUUCGGAGGUCCUGGGAAAAGACUUGGAAGUGGUGUCAAAGGCACUGGCUUGCUAUAUGCCUCAUCUCUGUCGUACUGUGCCUGGUCAUCAGCAUACUGCGUUUGAAGCCUUUCCAGGAUGCCGUGGCGACUACAAAUGACAUGGUAACUCUAGAUGCAACCCUCAUUGCUAUAUCCUCGGAUGCACAAAGUAUGACGGUCGACUGGUACAUUGAUAUAGUGGAUGCUGCUUGUUCGCAGUACCCCAACACUACUAUCAGUCUUUACUUUGACGAAAACCUGCUCCGCUCUUCCUCGUCGUCUAAUCCGUCUCCACCUGACAACAACCGUCCGUCGACACCGGUGUUCGUGUUGAACACCACAGAGACAUGCUCUGACGACAACUUUUCCAACUCCCAGUACUUCCGAACCGAAAUCGCUCUUCUCUCCGUCCCUGGCCGGACGGCGCAGUCGUAUCCUUUCGAGAAAUACAACGCAUCGAUAUUCAUGUUCGCCAGUCUACCGGACAACGUCACCUUCCCUCAAGUCGGUAUCGCCAACACUUACGGAAUUGCCGUCGGGUUCAAUGCGGAGCUCGACUCGUCUAGCAGCUAUGCUGGCGACGGCUCGCUAUACACAAACUUAGUCAUCACUCGCGGACCAGCCAUCCGCGUCUACGCCAUAGCAAUAGUCAUCGCCAUCUGGCUGGUAACGCUGACGUUCCUCUCGACCUGCAUUGCCGUCGUGUUCCUGCACAGACCCAUGUCCUCCACUGUCCUCGUGCUGCCCGUGGCCACCCUAUUCGCGUUCACGCAGCUGCGGUCGACCCUGCCAGGGGCACCCCCAGGGUUCGGCGCUGACAUUGAUUUCGUCGGCAUACUACCUUGCCUCGCCAUAAUCACCUUCUGCGCUGUGCUGAUGACCGGCGUGUUCCUAUUCGGAAAUCCGGAGAAUUACGCACAGGAGGCCCAGCAGCCACAAGAUAAGGAAAAACAGGAUUAG